Molecule: messenger RNA, 630 nt
Organism: Babesia ovata
Lineage: Eukaryota; Apicomplexa; Aconoidasida; Piroplasmida; Babesiidae
Product: emp24 gp25L p24 family protein
Exons: 1
Coding region: 1-630 (209 amino acids)
Source: RefSeq, a predicted model, not a curated record
AUGACUGUUAUCCGGGCUCUGCUCGCCGUAGCAGCUGCCUCGUGUUUCGGGUUUAAAUCUGCAUACGCAGGUUACCUGGAUGUCGCGACACUCAUCACCGCGAACAAGAAGCUCUGCCUGACCGAACCGAUCAAAAAGGAAAUGUACACCCACAUUGCCAUACACGCCUUCGACGUUAGGCAGGAGCAGGGUGUGGCAAUUUCGAUUAAGGAAGAGGGAGCCGAUAAACCCAUAUACGAAGAAAGCAACCUAACCAAACACCUCUCCGUGUCAUUUACUGCCAUACACGGUAUAUCAGUGAUCUGCUGCAUCACUGCACCGCACUAUGAUAUCUACGUCGGGGUUGCUAUCAAGUCGGGAGCCGACGCAAGGGACUAUUCUAUAAUCGCCAAGAGUUCCCACUUGGAUCCCGUGGACGCGCACCUGCAAAACGCCAUCGACGAGUUCAGCGCAUUCCACAAGGCGCAACUUACCGGCAGCCGCUCCAUGGACCGCACCAGCAAAAAGGCAGCCGACGCAUACUACAUGCUUACCAAGUUCGCCAUUGCAAACAGUGUUUUCGUGGUCAUUUCCACAAUAUGCUUCAUCCUCUACUUCAGAAGCUUCUUCCUAUCGAAGAAGGUGAUGUGA